Messenger RNA from Notolabrus celidotus (New Zealand spotty), 6823 nucleotides. Its product is annotated as girdin-like. NCBI's taxonomy places the organism in Eukaryota, Metazoa, Chordata, Actinopteri, Labriformes, Labridae. The transcript is spliced from 29 exons. The record is from RefSeq and is a predicted model, not a curated record. Gene Ontology annotation, cellular component: cytoplasm; centrosome. Gene Ontology annotation, biological process: cytoplasmic microtubule organization; cytoskeleton-dependent intracellular transport. Bases 607 to 6177 code for a protein of 1856 amino acids. Gene Ontology annotation, molecular function: microtubule binding; dynein light intermediate chain binding.
UUAAAGGCAAAAAUAUUUCAGAUGGCUCUAUUAGGCUGCUGCUUCCUCUGCAGUGGACUCGAACUCUGCCUGAAAUGUGGCUGGAAUACGAAUGGACCUUUGGCUUAAAUAUUCGCAUUUAAAAGUUUAUCAUUUUUUUGAAUUGACUGAAACAUCAGAGCUAAGUGUGUGUGUGUGACGAGCAGGGAGGCUGAGGAGACGAGGAGGAGGAGGAGGAGGAGGAGAGAGGAGGAGGAGGACCUUCGUAGGGGGGACUGACGGCAGAUGCCUUUGCAGCAGAGGACCAAGGAGGAUGUUAGUGUGUGUGUUGGUGUUGCGGGACAAAAUGCGGAUCGGAUUGUAAUGCUCCAAUUUUGCUCCACGUUUUGAGUGCCGUGUAUCGUGCAUGCAUCUGCUGCGAAAAAGAGUCUGUGUGGAAACACCGACAGGGGGACAUUUUCAACUAGUUGAAAAAAGAUGGACGGGACGACUGGAACAGUGCACUUCUGCAUGACUGAGUCACUUCCUCAGAAGAUGUAGGCUAGGUCCCAGGGAUCCUCCAGCCUACUCCUGGGUGAAACAGCUCGGGUAUUCUGUUUAAAUUGAACACCUACAACCUUGGCAACAAUGGAAAGUGGAGUGUUUUUGCCCUGUCUGGAUCAGUUCAUGCUGAGCCCACUUGUCACUUGGGUAAAGACAUUCAUGCCAAAUGAUGGAGGCAUGCACCUGGACUUCUCUGAAUUGCUGGAUGGAGUCUUUUUGAUUGACAUCAUGACAGAAAUAAAUCCUUCAACAUCUCAGGAGGUAAACAAAGUGAGCAGAGAUCCAAGUCAGAGGAUACAGAACCUUAGCUUCCUCGUGCAGCAAAUCAAGACAUUUUAUUUGGAGAAUCUGAGACAAUUAAUCAUGAUUCCUUUGCCAAAUGUGCUGCUGCUUGGCAGGACUCCUUACUCUGAACAGAGUCUGGAGGAAAUAAAGAAGCUCUUACUGCUGCUGUUGGGAUGUGCAGUGCAGAGUGAAAAGAAAGAGGAGUACAUCGAGAGGAUCCAGACGCUUGACUUUGACACCAAAGCUGCCAUAGCUGCACAUAUACAAGAGUUGACUCACAGUCAGGAGAAUGUUCUGGACCUGCAUUGGUUGGACUCCAGUGAGGUGCACCUGGAUGAGCUGGAAGCCGGGGCGAGGAACAUGGCAAGGCACCUCCGACAUCUGCUGGACCAGAGGGACACCUACGUCGAAACUAUAGCAGAGCUAGUGCAGGAGAAGGAAGGUGUGGUGAGCUUGCUCAGUAGCCCCUCCAGCCCGCAUUCAGCCAGCUUCUCUCCCAGCAUGCAGCAGCAGCAGCAGGCCGGGACACAGCAACACCUAGCAGUGGAGCUAGCUGACUCAAAGGCCAAGAUCAGACGACUUAGACAAGAACUAGAGGAGAAGAGUGAGCAGAUUCUGGACAGCAGACAUGAGCAGGAGAACAUGGAGGCAGAGCUGAAGAGGAUCCAGCUGGAGAACUCCCAGCUGCUUGUGGACGCCCGUGCAGCUCGCACUUACCGUGACGAGCUGGACGCCCUGAGAGAGAGAGCCAUAAAGGCAGACAAGCUGGAGAGUGAAGUGGGACGCUACAGGGAGCAACUGCACAAGAUUGAGUUCUACAAGGCCAAAGUGGAGGAGCUGAAAGAGGAUAACAGAGUGCUGCAGGAGACCAAAGAGGUGUUAGAGGACCAGUUGGAAGGCUGGAGAGCACGCUCUGAUAAAAUCCACCAGCUGGAGAAGCACAGCCUGCUGCUAAAAGGCCGGAUCCAUGAUAUGGAACAGGAGAGGGAGGGAGAUCGGAGGCGCAUUGAGGAGCUGCAGGAGGAGAACCUGGCUCUGUGUUUGGCUCAGAGGAGGAGUAUGGAGGAGUCCCAGCACCUGGGUUGGGAGCUCGAGCAGCUUUCCAAGACCACUGAGAACUCUCAGGGCCAGCAGACUCUGAGCGAGGAGGUGAGUGAGCGGACCUGCAGUCGGAUGCUGAAGCUGGAGAAGGAGAACCAAAGUCUCUUAAGGACCAUUGAGCAACUCAGAACUGCCUCUCUGAAAAUCAGUUCAGAGCAGAAACACAGACAGCACCUCCAGUGUCACCAUGUCUCUGACAGUAAGAACUGUACCUCAUCAGCAGGUGAAAGCACAGGGUUUCAUGCCUCCUGCCCACUAGAAAAAUGUACUAAUGCAAUCCGGCAGAGUGGAGAUUUGAACCACCAUCAGCCACUCCGUGCAGAAGAGGCAGAUGGAGUCCAGAGUGAGAUCCUCCUCACAGCUAAUCCACACCUUCAUGUUCGAGAGAAAGGACAGCUGGAGGAUGGGGAUGGUGGAGAUGGUUUCAAAGAACUCAUGUCUGAUCUGGAAGUGUUAGAAAACAAUCACAAUCGAUUCCAUUGUUUUGUUGGAUCACGUGAUCACUCCUCUGGCUCAAAGAGCAGCAGUCCCUGCCAUGACAGCAUCCUCACAGGUCUGCCAACACGCUCCUCCUAUGCCAACAAACACACACAGCGGCUGGAGGCCAAGUGCAGAUCUCUGGACACAUUUAAUCAGCAUCUACAGACUUGUCUUGACAACACCGACAGGAAAGUCCAGCGCCUGGAGGCAGAGGUUCAGGAGCUUGAGGCAGAGAACCACAGUCUGCAGGCCACUCUGGAAGAGCUGAGGAUCUCUACGCGACGGCUGGAGCAACUGGAAGCAGAGAAGCAAAGCUUGGAGCAAGAAACUGCAGUCCUGGAGAGGGAGAAGAGGCAGCUGGAGAAAGAGAAUCGACGACUCCGUCAGCAGGCUGAAAUACAAGAAGCCAACUUAGACAGCAGCAACGUCUGCAUGGCCAGCUUAGAGAGGGAGAUGCGUUUCCUUGUGAAGGAGGUGGAAGGGUUAAGGGAGACUGCUGAGAGGGUCAAAGGCCUGGAAGGAGACAACAGAGAACUGAGCAAGCAAGCAGCUAUCGACCAGAGGACCCUGGCCACGCUCAGAGAGGAGCUUGUGAGUGAAAAGCUGAAGACGCAGCAGAGAGAUAAUGAAGUGGAGAGACUCGCUCAUGAGUUGGAAAUGAAAGUGCUGAACCUGGAAAUUACACAACAUGCUGAACCAGGGACGCCAGACAACAGGUUCAAGAUGCUGGAGUCAGAGUUCGAGUCUUCUCUGAAAAUAUCUCUUCAGAUUAAAGAAGACAAGAUGGCAGCUCUGGAGGCUCGUCUGCAGGAAUCCUCCUGCCUGAACCAGCAGCUUCGACAGGAGCUCAAGAGUGUGAAACUGAGCUAUGAGGCCCUGCAGCAGAGGCAUGAGGAAGAGAGGUCAGCAUCUAGUCCCAGCCCUCCAAGAGAGACGGGCAGGGUGAUGAGCGAGUGGCUGCGUGAGAGCCAGGAGGCCACCAAGGAACUGCUGAAGCUCAAAGACCGUCUCAUUGAAGUGGAGAGGAAUAAUGCCACUCUGGAGGCAGAGCGCCAGGCUAUACAUGCCCAGCUGAAGCAGCUGGAGAGUCAGUCCCACAGUCAGCAGGCUCAGGUCCUCGCCCUGCAGAGGCAGGCUGCAUCACUGCAGGAGAACAACACAGCCCUGCAGACACAAAAUGCUAAUCUGCAGGUUGAAAAAUCCACCCUGAACUCACAGAGUGCCUCCCUCAUGGCCCAGAAUGCUCAGCUGCAGCAGCAGCAGUCUGGGACAGAGAGCGAGCGAGAUAGCGCGAUAAGAGAGCGCGAAGAGCUGCGUGGUGUUCACGAGCAGCUUCUUCGAGAUCACGAACGACUGGCUGCCCUGCAUGAGCGGCAGGCCAUGGAGUACGAGGUCUUGAUGGGCAAGCAUGGCUGUCUGAAAAAUGUACAUCGCACCCUGGAGCUGGAGCAUCGCACGAUGCAGGACAGGUACAAUAGCCUGCUACAGAAGAGGACAAAGCUAGAGGACCUGGAGAAGGCCCUGAAGGAGGAGCAGAUGAGGAUGGCUCUGGAGAAAGAGCAGCACAGGACCACGGCUGCUGAGUGCUGCAGACUCCGUGAUGAGAAGGACUGGCUGAACCAGACAUACCAUCAGCUUCUGAAGGACAAUGAGGUGCUGACAGCGGAUCACAAGCAGCUGAAGGGCCAGCUGAAUGAGGCCAAGCUGGAGCACACCUGGCUGGAGGCCGACUUCUCCAAACUCAAGAAGGAGUUUCAGCAGCUGGACAUCACCUCCACAAAGCUCACCAACCAGUGUGAGUUGCUGGGGCAGCUAAAAGGCAACCUGGAAGAGGAGAAUCGCCAUCUGCUGAGCCAGAUUGAGACCCUGAUGCUACAGAACAGAACUUUGUUGGAGCAAACUAUGGAGAGCAAGGAUCUGUUUCAUGUUGAGGAGCGACAGUAUAUUGACAAGCUCAAUGAUCUGAGGAGGCAGAAAGAGAAGCUGGAAGAGAAGAUAAUGGACCAGUACAAGUUUUAUGAGCCAUCGCCCCCUCGCAGACGAGGAAAUUGGAUAGCUCACAAACUGAAGAAGCUGAUUAAGUCCAGUAGCCGUGAUCAUGGACUUGACCCCCAACACACACCCACACAUUCAGGUGUUGGUGUUCUUGAGUCCCAACUCCCCUGUCUCGACAACGGCUCCUUCAUCAGCUCAGAUGGCUCUGGAGGCUCCACCUCUGCAGGCGAUGUCAUCUCGCCUCACCGGCACAGCACCACUCUGAAAAUGUUCCCCCGCAUGAGGAACAGGAUGAAGGACAGAGACAAAGUCAAGUCCCUCUUCCGUCGUUCCAUGUCCUUGAGCAGCUUGGUAAACCCCUCAGCUCCGUUUGAGGAGAAGCAGUGGGCAAAGAGUUCAGAGAGACUUGAAGACUCUGAGAUUGCUGUAGAGGAGGACACGGAGAACGCAUUGACCUCAUCCCUAACCACAUCCAUCUUAUCCAUCCUCCACCUGAAUCAUCACACCACCCCGCCAUGUGGCCCCAUCGUCACCAUCACCACCACAACCACAACCACUGACUCAGCCGACACUGCUGUAGGUGUUCCUGAGCUUUGGGUGACAGACAAGGAUUCGAAUGACAGCGCUGUGCCAUCUGGAUUUGAGGACGACGAGCUUCAAAAUAACGAACUUUGUGUUCCUCUUCCAGUGGUGAAUGGUGUCCAGAGCCGAGCCCAAAGCGAGAGCAGUGGCGAGUUCAGCAUGAGUCUGGAGAAUGAGCCAUGGUCAAAUGGAAGCAGCCCCGUACAGCAGCCGCCAUCAAGACGCUCCUCCUCCUCCUCCCAGCAACCUGCUGAUACCUCAACUCCUCGCCACAUGCAGAGGAAGCAGCAGCACAAAGAGAAAGCUGCUACCCUGCCAGUCAUCAACAGCCAGAAAUUAGAUAUGCAGUCAGUGCAGAGGCAGAAGGAACCUGGGCUCUCUCAGGACUUCUGGCUCACAAGGGGUACAAAGAGUAUCCGAAGGGGGUCAAGAGCAAAAGUGACACGUCGUUCAUCAGAUACAGGGAAUACAGACAAGACGAACCCAGAGCCAAGUGGAAUGAAUCCCAAACUGGGCUCCAACGAAGUUGAAGCUACUCGAGCCUCAGCCUGUUCACCUAUCACUGUGCUAUAUGUUCAGGGUAAGUCUUCAUCAAUGUCUGGUUGCCUCAACUGCUUCUCCACUCCUCUGGGAAAAGAGGGGCGUCUAAGAGGGCCACGGUCCCCAAAAAGUCUCCCCCGAGCCAGCAGUGUCAUUUCCACUGCAGAGGGAUCGUCCCGACGCUCGAGUGUCAACAGUGAUUGCAGGGUGACAGUCAAGACUGAGCCGCUCUCUGUCCAGGCUCAAGAAGAUAAUAACCAAGAGAAAACAGUGACUGAGGAACAACCAGAAUCAGACACCAAAAGGAGCGAGCCUGAACCCAUUCCUCCUGUAAAACCUCCCAGAGACCCAACAGUUGUGGUUCCCUCAGACUCCAAAACCCCUGUGCAGGAGUCUCUUUUUGACCCCUCAUUCACUUUUAACUCUGUCUUUUCAAACACCAUCUUUAGUGAUUCUGUGGUCACCACCACCUCUAGUCUUGAUGACCUGGGUAAAAAACAGACCUUGCCCUGUCUGGAUCAAUCUCUGGUGGAAAACUGUCCACUUGAGAAAAAGGAGUUUGUCCUCCACACUCCACAAACAGAAACACUCAGUAUGGAGAAUGAGAAGAUUCAGACUGCAGAGCAUUCAGCUGGGCUGGAGGAGAAGGACAAGCUACACACAAUUGCAUAAAGCAGUUGUCAUGUCUGUAGGCAAUGAUUAGUUCAGUUAAAGCAGGUAGCUUCAAGAUCUUUUUGUUAUCACCUAAAGCACACAGUUUAAGUCACUAUAGUAGAAUAUGUUACAUUUUAUUCCACUGACUACCAGAUUAUAUAUUAACCAUAAGAGAUGUGAGUAAACCAUGCCUGGAUACCUUUAGUUCUGAUUUGUUUCCCUUUAUUCUGUAACAUUUCUGGCUUUUACAACACUAUUGUGAUUCCUCUGUAAUAGAUCUCGAGGCUCAUAGUAUUGUUUUCUCAUUCUGUUUGCCUUUUGCACAAACUCUGUUUAUUGUGACUGAAUGACAAAGAAUAAAAUAAAUAUGUUUUUGUUUUUGUUUUUUUGCCCGCUAAAAUUAUAUUUGUGUCGUUUAUCUUUAUGUUAACAUACUGACAAUCCUGUAAUGUGUACAUUUGUUUACCAAAAUGAUUAAAGUACUGCUGUUUCUAUUUAUGUGUUGUUACUUGACAUACAUUGAAUUUUAUGUUGAUUGCUGUAUCUGUUAAAUUUUAAUGUGGAAUGUUUCGCUUACAUGUAUGAAAUUGUGUAAAUCUUGUAAGAUAUGAUGUGUACCUGAAAGCUAUUUCCCCUUCAAUAAAGAAACCCUCUGAAAAACCUU